AUGGGCGAUGAGCCAUGCCGGACUCGAUUCCUCUUGGCUCAGACGACUUCAAUUGUUCUACUAUGCUUUACAAUAUUGCUGUUCAUCGUCCUGGCCAUCACCACCAUUCGCCUACGACGCGCUUUUCAUCCGUUUUUCAGUUUCUACUUCUCGAGCCUCGUCAUCCUGUACAUCAUCUGCAUGAUGGCGAUCGUGUUAUGCAAGGUGUGGAGCAUGACCGGCUACGACGGGCCCCUAUCGACAGUCAACACGUAUAUUCUCACCAUAUCCUACUACCUCAUCAGUCCAAUUAACUCCAUGAUCGUCCUCUACUUUUUCAACAAAUCGAUAACCCUAAAAUUAUUAAAAUCCGGCGGCGCAUCGCUCACCCUGCGAUAUCAGUUGGCCGAAAAUAUUAAAGCAAUGCGCGCCGUCAUCCCCUUCCUAAUCUGCGAUAAUUUCAUCACGUGGAACGACCAGCUAUUCGAUAUCCUCUUCGGUGUCGACUACCUCGUUCCGACGGAUUCUUGCGCCGAAGACACCAAAUUUUACCUGUUCUUGCUGACCACAUUGAUUCGCACCGUGCUCAGCUACAUCCAACCGGGCUACAUCCUGUAUCAGCACGACCUAUUUCGCAAGAAAUUCCUGGCGUUAUUCGGCAAAAACGCCGGAAUCAACGUCUUCGCCACGCGACGCACGCAGCCGACGAGCAAAUUGAGAAAGCUAAACAACGUGCUGGGGGCUGAGAUCAAGCUGGCCGUCAGCCAGCAAGAGUACUUUGAUAUAAUAAAGAGUUAUUGG
Molecule: messenger RNA, 780 nt
Organism: Mesorhabditis spiculigera
Lineage: Eukaryota; Metazoa; Nematoda; Chromadorea; Rhabditida; Rhabditidae
Source: the annotation of a GenBank genome assembly